Messenger RNA from Apis laboriosa (Himalayan honeybee), 2540 nucleotides. RefSeq names its product elongation factor 1-alpha (gene EF1a-F2). Bases 156 to 1541 code for a protein of 461 amino acids. NCBI's taxonomy places the organism in Eukaryota, Metazoa, Arthropoda, Insecta, Hymenoptera, Apidae. The transcript has 5 exons. Gene Ontology annotation, molecular function: GTP binding; GTPase activity; translation elongation factor activity. The record is from RefSeq and is a predicted model, not a curated record. Gene Ontology annotation, biological process: translation; translational elongation.
UGUCACUUCACUUGGACGAUCUCUUUCUGUUGUGGCAUCUGGAGGUGAGUGGUUGUUCGUGGUUUACGCACAGGAGUAUAAUCCGUCGAUUUUCUUACCGAAAAGGUAGCAUCGGACGUCAGAGUUAACCAAUAAAGUCUCGUAAAAACUUUAUCAUGGGUAAAGAAAAGAUUCAUAUUAACAUUGUCGUUAUUGGACACGUCGACUCUGGCAAGUCUACCACCACUGGUCAUUUGAUCUACAAAUGUGGUGGUAUUGAUAAACGUACCAUUGAAAAAUUCGAGAAGGAAGCCCAGGAAAUGGGCAAAGGAUCCUUUAAAUAUGCCUGGGUAUUGGAUAAGCUAAAAGCUGAACGUGAACGUGGUAUUACAAUUGAUAUUGCUUUGUGGAAAUUCGAAACGUCAAAAUACUAUGUCACUAUUAUUGAUGCUCCUGGACACAGAGAUUUCAUCAAAAACAUGAUUACUGGUACCUCUCAGGCUGAUUGUGCUGUAUUGAUUGUUGCUGCUGGUACUGGAGAGUUUGAAGCAGGCAUUUCAAAGAAUGGACAAACUCGUGAGCAUGCUUUGCUCGCUUUUACUCUUGGUGUAAAACAAUUGAUUGUUGGUGUUAACAAGAUGGACUCCACUGAACCACCAUAUUCUGAAACCCGAUUUGAAGAAAUUAAAAAGGAAGUGUCAUCUUAUAUUAAAAAAAUUGGUUACAAUCCAGCAGCAGUUGCAUUUGUGCCAAUUUCUGGUUGGCAUGGAGAUAAUAUGUUGGAAGUUUCUUCAAAAAUGCCUUGGUUUAAGGGAUGGACUGUUGAGCGUAAAGAAGGAAAAGUUGAAGGAAAAUGUCUCAUUGAAGCGCUUGAUGCUAUUCUUCCACCUACUAGACCUACAGACAAGGCUCUCCGUCUUCCUCUUCAGGACGUAUAUAAAAUUGGUGGUAUUGGAACAGUACCAGUCGGUCGUGUCGAAACUGGUGUGUUGAAACCAGGUAUGGUUGUCACAUUUGCCCCUGCCGGUUUGACUACUGAAGUCAAAUCUGUUGAAAUGCAUCACGAAGCAUUGCAAGAGGCUGUUCCUGGUGAUAAUGUUGGUUUUAACGUCAAGAACGUAUCUGUCAAAGAAUUACGUCGUGGUUAUGUUGCUGGUGAUUCAAAGAACAAUCCACCUAAAGGUGCUGCUGAUUUUACUGCACAAGUUAUUGUAUUGAAUCACCCUGGUCAAAUCAGCAAUGGUUAUACACCAGUAUUGGAUUGUCAUACUGCACAUAUUGCAUGUAAGUUCGCUGACAUCAAAGAGAAAUGCGAUCGUCGUAAUGGAAAGACCACUGAAGAAAACCCGAAAAGCAUCAAAUCUGGAGAUGCUGCCAUCGUUAUGCUUGUGCCAAGCAAGCCUAUGUGCGUUGAGGCUUUCCAAGAAUUUCCACCUUUGGGGCGUUUCGCUGUUCGUGACAUGCGUCAAACGGUAGCUGUUGGUGUUAUCAAAGCUGUAACUUUCAAGGACGCUGCUGGCAAGGUCACCAAGGCUGCCGAGAAGGCCCAGAAAAAGAAAUAACUAGUUUCCGUACAUGUGUAUCGCCAGAUGGGCUUCGGCGUAUAGUAGCUGAAGUAGUUUACCUUCUUUCUUCACGUUUCUCGUACGAGAACAGCGCUACAUUAUUGCCAUUGGAGACUGAAAUAUUUUCAACGAAAUCGCGACUAAUGAUUAAGAGUAAUAAAAUCGGUAAAGAAUCGCGACGACUGGCAUUUAUUGUGCAUGUAAUUGCACGUUCGCCAUAUUUUUUUGAUAUUCGUAUAUUCCAUUUAUCAAAAUGGUUACUCCGUCACUUUUCUCACCGUAAAGAAUUUCGUAGGAAAGGUAAGAAUGAUCGACAAUGGUAUAUAAGCAAUGCUUUUCUCGCCUCGCGAGUUCCAUGAGAAAAGAAAGUGAACUAUGGAAAGCUACUUGUAAUAUCUGUUUCACAUGAAAACAUCAAAAACAUAAUUUAGCUCGGCUUAAUUAUAUUUUCUAAUUAUUAUACGGAAAUAAAUCCUAUAUCUGCGAUAUUCGAAAAACAUUCAUUAUUAUUUUUUUGCCGUCAUUAUUAAUUAAUCAUCGCCAUCCUUAUUGUAAAAUGCUUCAUAUUUCUGAUAUUAUUUGUAAAAAAUUAAUUGAAGAAUAUUAACAAUUUUUUAAAUUUUUAACUAUGAGUUGGGAUACAUCGAUGUAAAAAAAAAAAGAUUGAAUAGCAGAAAAAGAAAAAGUAGUAGUUCCAAUACGAAUUUGGUUGGGAGAAAAUGGGACCUGUUUUUUUAUUACUUUCCAAUUACCUGACUAGGUGAGGAAUUGAACUGCUAUACUAUAUACACCACAUUUUUCUACGAUAUAUGUCUUUACAAAGAUUUACCUUAUCUUUUUACACAUUAUAUGUUAAAAAAAGUAUGUGCGGAAAUAUGAUCUGCAAUGAUUCAGCACUUUUAUCCGCGAUUUUCCGAUUGAAAUUGGUUAACAACGGUUUUCUGUACAUACAUAUAAAUAACAAUAAUAAAAAAUAAAGGAGCUACGGAAACAUUA